GAGAAUUUUGAAUGAUUUUCUUGGGAAGACAACAUAUGCAACAACUAAUGAUGAGGUAUUGAUAAUUGAAACAAGACACUUGACAACUUAAAUUUUAUGCAUGUCAGUAAUUAAAUAAUAAAGGAGUGUGUCUACUACAUUUUCAUACAUCUAAAUAUCCUAUAUUUCUUUUUUAAAACAGCCAGAUACACCUUGUAAAGAAAGUGAUGAGCUUCAGAAAUGCAUGGCUGCACUGAAGAAGAAAGAUGAAGAAGUAAAGGAACUCAGGAGUCUUUUGAAAGCUACCCAGGAGGAAUUAGAAAUGCUUAAAUCUGAAAGUCUUAAUGGAAAUGGUAACUGGAAAACUCAGUCUGAUGGUAGACCACGAGCAGGACUUGUUCCUAAAGAAAUUGCAAGCAUUCACGGUAUGAUGGAGCUGAUGCCUCACACUGGAGUGUUCGUCUACCCUCGAGAUAUCAGAUCAACCAGCAAAAAGCCAAGUGGGACAGCAAUGGCGCGGCAUCUGAUGUCAGUAUUUUAUACCAAUAAGGAAUUGAUUGACCGGGGAAAUGUCAUGGGUGUGAAUGGAAAAGAAGGACUCAACAAGGAGAUUGUGAAGGCCAUUAUAGACUAUGUGGUGAUAAAAGGAAAAGACAGCGAGUCGUGUGUGAAGCUAGCCAUGAGGUCAAAGAUUACUGGACUGGUAGCCUUUGAAAAGAAGAAACUGAACCAAAGCCUGCGGACUGACAUUGAGGACUGAGGGAGUGUCACAGUGUGAUGUUAAGAAAAACUGUUAUUUAAUUGACAAUUAUUUUGUGUAUCUGUGAUAAUACCUAAAGUGAAACAAAGGCCCCAUAAUUUAUGUAUGAGGCAUGAGGCCACUCAACAUUGUAUUAUGAAUUACAUAUUCAGAAUAGUAGCUUAUUUCAUCUAUUAAAAGUAUAGAUAAAUUAAUAACUUAUUUAUGCAUACCGGUAUAUAACAUAAUAGUAGCUACUAUCACCACUGUACAUAGGUAACAUAUAUGUGUAAUAGUAGCUAGUAUCACCUGUGUUAAUCUUUUGUGUACAUUAUUUACUGUUCUUAGUACGAAAGAAAUAUACAUGUACUAGUAUACUAAAUAGUAGCUACUCUUUUUAUGUGUUAGAGAGAUUAUUUAUAAUUGAUUUAAUAUAUAUAUAUGUUGUUUAAAACAUGUUUAUGUCAGUAAAUUUAUCAAAAAGGUUCCUUUUUCAAUGCCUUGGUGUACCUAUUUUGUGCUUUUUCUGCAUGUAAAGUAAGUCUAUUUGUGUACCUAAAAUGUACCUAAUAUGUAUCUAAAGUAUACCUACUUUUUAUAAAAAUGUGCCUAACAUGUACUUUAAGUAUACCUAAAUUGUGCUGUCAUCUUUAAGUAAAGAUAUGCCUUAAGCAUGCUUUUGACUGUGCCUAAAAUGAACCUAUUUGGUGCCAAAUGUAUGCCUAUAAUGAAAUUGUACAGAUGUGCCUAAAGUAUGCCUAUAAUAGUACCUCAAGUAUGCCUAUGAUAAGAUUGUCUUGUGUACAGACGUGCCUAAAGUAUGCCUAUAAUAGUACCUCAAGUAUGCCUAUGAUAAGAUUGUCUUGUGUACAGACGUGCCUAAAGUAUGCCUAUAAUAGUACAUCAAGUAUGCCUAUGAUAAGAUUGUCUUGUGUACAGACGUGCCUAAAGUAUGCCUAUAAUAGUACAUCAAUAUGUGUGUAAUUGCUAGGCACAUAUUAGUCAUGCUUACUUGUUAGACAUACCUUCAUCAUGCUUUUUAUGUACUUUUUAUAUGCCUUUAUUUUUUUCUAAAAGAAAUAAAUUUUUAAAAAGCAUGCCUAUGUUGUACUUAUUUUGGGAAUAAGUACAAAAUUGGCAUGCCUAGAAUGUGCAAAUUUGGAACCAUGCCUAAUAAAUGGUUCCAAACUUGCAUACUUUAGUUAUGCUUUUUUUGUACCUAAAUUUUUAGACAAAAAGUAUGCCAGUAAUGUAC
Messenger RNA from Magallana angulata, 1973 nucleotides. RefSeq lists its product as uncharacterized. Bases 224 to 739 code for a protein of 171 amino acids. Gene Ontology annotation, molecular function: DNA binding. The record is from RefSeq and is a predicted model, not a curated record. The transcript has 4 exons. Lineage: Eukaryota; Metazoa; Mollusca; Bivalvia; Ostreida; Ostreidae.